AGAUUCCAUCCUCUUAAGGGCACCUGCACCAUCUCCACACAGCAUCAUCAAAGUAUCAUUCCAGUAAUCAUCUCUUGACGCUGCCACACGCUGGUCCGGUGACGAUGGGGCACAAGGUCUAUCCUUUUCCCACUGUGGAUGUGCCAGACCACGCCCACUACAUCAUUGGGUCGUUCAUUCUUGCUAUCGGGAUCACCGGGAUGGUUGGCAACUUCCUGGUAAUCUAUGCCUUCAGCAGGAGCAGGAGUCUAAGGACACCCCCUAAUAUGUUCAUCAUCAACUUGGCCAUCACAGACUUCCUUAUGUGUAUAACCCAGACUCCCAGCUUCUUCAUCAACAGCAUGCACAAAAGAUGGAUCUUUGGAGAAAAAGGUUGCGAGCUCUAUGCCUUCUGUGGUGCCCUGUUCGGGAUUUGCUCUAUGAUCACUCUCAUGGUCAUAGCUGUGGAUCGCUACUUUGUCAUCACGAGACCGCUGGCCUCCAUUGGGGUGUUGUCAUGCAAACGAGCCCUGCUCAUCCUCACUGCUGUCUGGGCCUACUCAUUGGGCUGGAGUUUGCCACCUUUCUUCGGCUGGAGUGCCUAUGUUCCCGAAGGUCUACUGACCUCCUGUUCCUGGGACUACAUAACCUUCAGCCCCUCUGUCCGUGCAUACACCAUGCUGCUCUUCACCUUUGUCUUCUUCAUCCCUCUCAUUGUCAUCAUGUACUGCUAUUUCUUCAUCUUCCGUGCCAUCCGUGCUACCAACAAAGCUGUGAGCGACAUCAACGGAAGCAACUGCAAGGACUUCGUUCGGAGAUUUCAUCGCUUGAGGAAUGAGUGGAAAACGGCCAAGAUUGCCCUGGUUGUGAUCCUUCUCUAUGUAAUUUCCUGGUCCCCCUACUCCACAGUGGCACUGACAGCCUUUGCAGGGUAUGCCAACAUCCUCACCCCUUACAUGAACUCCAUCCCUGCUGUGAUAGCCAAGGCUUCUGCCAUCCACAACCCCAUCAUAUACGCUAUCACGCACCCAAAAUACAGGUCAGCCAUUGCCAAAUACAUCCCGUGCCUUGGCGCCCUGCUCUGUGUCCGACAAAAGGAGCACACCUACACCAGCAGUUUCAUAUCCACACGCCGUUCGACUGUCACCAGCCAGAGUUCCGACGUCAGCGGUCAGCUCACCCGUGCUGGGAAGCCUCGUCUCUCCUCUGGCUCCGACAGCGAGUCUGGCUGGACAGAUACCGAGACAGACCUUUCCAGCACUGGCUCGCGCCCUGCCAGUCGCCAAGUGUCCUGUGAGAUUAGCAGGGACACCGCAGAAGUGCCGGCCUACAAGCAGCAACUCUCCAAGGUCAAGCUGAAGAGCCAUGAUUCAGGGAUCUUUGAGAAGAGCUCAGUUGAUGCAGAUGAUGUCUCCAUGGCUGAGAUGGGUCAGUCUGACUUCGGUUCCCCUCCUUCUCCGUUCCAGCAUGGCCAACGACAGUUUGGGGGCAGGAUUUAUCAACAUCAGGCCACUGACAUCUAUCCCACGGAGACCUCUUCCACCUUCCAGUGACGCAGAGAUGUC
Scleropages formosus (Asian bonytongue) is the source of this 1544-nucleotide messenger RNA. RefSeq names its product opsin 4a (melanopsin) (gene opn4a). The coding region runs from base 105 to 1532 and encodes 475 amino acids. Lineage: Eukaryota; Metazoa; Chordata; Actinopteri; Osteoglossiformes; Osteoglossidae. The record is from RefSeq and is a predicted model, not a curated record. The transcript is spliced from 11 exons. Gene Ontology annotation, biological process: visual perception; G protein-coupled receptor signaling pathway. Gene Ontology annotation, cellular component: membrane. Gene Ontology annotation, molecular function: G protein-coupled receptor activity.